UCUUCUCAAAGCAGAGGAAUGUCAGAGGCUCAUAUGUCAACACCGAGCUUCUCCCCAGAGAGGCGUAUUCCCGAAACCUGAUGGCCCUUUGAAGACGCUUUAUUUUUUACAACCAUCAUUUUUUUCCCCCUCCAGGGUUCCGGGCCGAUUCCGCCGCGUACGACUCAAAGACGACCGGGUCUCGCUGCUUUGACCACAGCUAACGCUAUUUAAACGAUGACAGACGACAAAGUCAGAACAGCGUUUUCAAUCAUUUAAAAAAUAGCCGAGGGUCUGUUAGCUUAGCCAGCUAGCCUGUUAAUUCGGUUAGUCCGGGGGGAAACACGGUGAAAUCCACUGUUGACAUGAUGUUUCCUCAAUCACGACACUCGGCAUCCUCUCAGUCCAGUCAGCCUCUGAAGUUCACCACCUCUGACUCCUGUGACCGCAUCAAGGAUGAGUUCCAGUUCCUCCAAGCACAGUAUCACAGUUUGAAGUUGGAAUGUGAUAAACUGGCCACUGAGAAGUCAGAGAUGCAGCGUCACUAUAUCAUGUACUAUGAGAUGUCCUAUGGACUGAAUAUUGAAAUGCACAAACAGGCCGAAAUAGUGAAGAGACUUAAUGGAAUAUGUGCUCAGGUGCUCCCUUACCUGUCACAGGAGCAUCAGCAGCAGGUCAUGGGCGCCAUAGAGAGAGCCAAACAAGUCACACCCCCUGAGAUGAACUCCAUCAUACGGCAACAGCUCCAGGUGCACCAGCUGUCCCAGCUCCAGGGCCUGGCCCUACCCAUGACUCCGCUGCCCCUGGGUCUCACCCCGCCCACCCUGCCCUCAGUCUCCUCCAGCUCCGGCCUGCUCUCCCUCUCCUCCAUCCUGGCCAACCACUCCCACGCCCAGGCGCAGCUGGCUAAAGAGGACAAGGCCCGGGACGGCGCAGAGCGGGAGCAGAGAGAAGAGGAUGGGGACAAGUCAGACUAGUAAUAACGCAGCCAGAGGGGGGAUGUGGUGGCGAGGCAAGUGGGGUUGAUAGUCUUAACUGUAAACAGAGGUGAGUGUGAGCCUUGCUUACUCUGCAGAGGGUUGGGAGUGUUAAUGGAGAGGAGAGAGAGCAGGGCCGAGAGAGAUGACUGUGUUUUCUUCCUCAGUGUGGCGGUUUUGGGAGCGCUUUGGAUGUGCAGAGAAUGCAUGGCUGAGAGAGAGAGAUAGAGUGGGAGUUAAUUGUUAAUAUUAUUUAGUGGUAAUAGACUCAGUUCAGGCUUCUAGAUGUAAAAAUAGAUGCUUUUUUAGUGUAAGCCACUGUGGUGGCAUUUACCAAGGUAAAUGUUGAGUUUUCCCUCUGAGUUUGGAGUGAGCAUUAAGGACAAAAGCUAACAGCAGUCUCCUCCACAUGGUUCUGCCUCAUGCAGGAUGUUUCUCACUCCUUUUCCACAGACCUCUACUUCUGUCAUUUGCCUUUUUCUUUUUCUUUUUAUCAAAUCAGUUAUGAAUGGAAAAUCUCUUUUUGGUGGUAUUUGUAUUGUAUGAAACCCUGUACCAUUUGUUUCUCCCUUCUUACUGCUUUCCCUCUAUUUUGAUUGGAUAAUGUAGCUGCGCCAUUUUUUCCCCAACACUUUUGAUAAGCAUGGACUGGAGCUGUUUGGACAGUGAUGCCAUGCAUUCAGAAUACACUUGGGGCUUAAUUAACUCUGGAAAAGUCUGAAAUUAAAUGUCAUGUUGUAAAGGGACAUUUCACUUGUUAGAUGCAUUCAGGCCUCAAACACCCACUAACAUUAAUGUAUUCAUUUUGCAAAUCACUGGAUGCAUCAGCUUUGUUACAUACCUCAAUCCCAAACUAUUUUUUUUUCCAUUGGAAAACUAUUCUAAGUCAAAUAAAUAAAAUAUUCCCAGCUGGGUGAAUUAUUUUUUUGUUUGACUUAAUAGCACUAGCUGCACAUUAUAUAGUGUAAUCCUUGACUCAACUUUAAAUUCAAAGACUUUAAGCUCAGAAAUCCAUGGACGUUUUAUUUUUCAGUGUUUUGUUUCAUGAAGUUAAAGACAGGCUAAUUACAUAUUCAGAAUGUUUGUGUGUGUGUGUGUGUGUGUGUGUGUGUGUGUUAGAGUGAAUAUGACAUUAGAGAAGAAAACACUUGAUUGUUUUAUUUUUUUUUUUUCAUAAAGCACCUUUUGUAUUUUCCUUACUCCUGCUCCUCCCCGUUUGCCUACUCUCUAACUGACAAACUUGAAUGGGACCUAAACUUCAGAAAGACAUGGUUGUAAAAGAUAGACGAGUGUGAUUUUUCAGAGUACUGUAUUUCUGUAAGUUAGUGUAGCACUUCAGUUUGUACUGAUAUCGUAUCAAGCACCUGUCUUUCCUGUCAUGUUUCGUUUUGUAUGAGUGUCAAGGGACUCCCUUUAUUUUCACAUUGCUUGGAUGAAGAAUGUGUCACUGGUGAGCCGCUGAAAUUCUGUAAGCAAGCAGACGAGAGAAACUUUUCCAAAAAGGUUGUCACACCCAAAAUCUGUGCUUGCCAAAGUUGUGAUUCAGGAGAAACUGACCCCGGUGGCAAUCACUAAUAAUUAGUUUCCAUCAUGAGUUAUAAAAAUCAUAAUGCCAAAUUGCAUUUUGAUUUGUUGUUAAUCAAAAAGCAUUAACAAGGCCUAAAAGGUGUGAUAAAUAGAAAUGUGAUCCACCUUUCAAGCAGCAGAGGGCAGUAGUGUUCCUUUCCCCACCAAGCCAGUUAAACAUGAGUAUGAAGUUUUAACCAGAUUUUGACAUCUACCAGGCAAAUGAAGUGGUUCAGGUUGGCCAUUUUGUUUGCAGCUUUUCACACACACGUCCACCUCCACCUUGUUUUAGCUCCUAACUCUGGGCCAGUGGUUUGUACACUGCUGGUGUAAACUCUGCAACGUGAGUUAGUUUUACAGAGCAUUUGGCAGCCCACCUUUACGUCUGUGUGUGUUUAUGUUUGAUGGGUAAAGUUCUGUAUUCCUUUUUGAAAAGCACUUAGGUUGUGUCUUGGCUUCUUUCCUGUCUGUGCUAACCUUAGCAAGCCGAAAACCUUUCCUCCCUGGAGAUUUGACUUAAGCAUAUCCAGUGCAAAAAAAAAAAAUACAGAUCUGAUCUCUAAGUGGCAUGCACUCGAUGCUGAAGCUUGUCUCUGUAGAAAACCUCCUUGGCAAAACUCAGACAUAUGAAUGGUAUGUGCAUUUGUUUUUGCUGUGAAGGGCCAAUUUGUAUAAAUAUGAAUAUAUCAAUAUACCUAUUUUUUAAGCAUUUUUGUAUGUUUCAAAGCUGCUUUUUAAUGUGCGUGUGUGAGCAACUUUAAAGGAAGACUUGAUGUUGUAUGUGUGCAUUACUUGCCUACAGUGAGAGGCACUAUAUUGAAUGCCAUGCCUAUUUUCCCUGUUUCUCUCUCCCAUUCUCUCAGUAGGCAGUAACACCUAACUUUUUUUUUUUUUUUUUUUUUUUGAGCUUUGUAAAUGUCAUGUCAUUUUUUUAAAGUCUUUUUUUUUUUUUGUUGUGCAAACAAAACAUGAACUUGUUUAUAAUGUAUGUUGUUUAUGAACAAUAUUGUAGCCUCAUUUAAAAAAAAAAAAAAUGGGGGCCAAAAAAAAAAGUAAAACAAGCAACUGUGUACUCUAAUGAGAAUGAACCAUUCAGCAGUAAGGAAGCUCCUCUGGUGCCUUACAAAUAAAAGACCUGAUUGAGAGUG
This is a messenger RNA of Myripristis murdjan (pinecone soldierfish), 3670 nucleotides long. RefSeq names its product TLE family member 5-like. The record is from RefSeq and is a predicted model, not a curated record. Gene Ontology annotation, molecular function: protein binding; transcription corepressor activity. Gene Ontology annotation, cellular component: nucleus; transcription regulator complex. The transcript is spliced from 7 exons. NCBI's taxonomy places the organism in Eukaryota, Metazoa, Chordata, Actinopteri, Holocentriformes, Holocentridae. Gene Ontology annotation, biological process: regulation of DNA-templated transcription; negative regulation of canonical Wnt signaling pathway. The coding region runs from base 345 to 956 and encodes 203 amino acids.